AUGAUGUACGAUCUUCCGCCAGAUUUGGUCGAGGAAAUACUUUCCAGGGUUCCAGCGACAUCUGUGAAAAGGUUACGAUCUACUUGCAAACGAUGGAACGCUAUAUUCGAAGAUGAAAGAUUCACUGAGAAGCACCUUCGUAAAGCACCAAAGGAGUCUAUGGUUCUCAUGUUGAAGGGGUUUAGGGUUUGUCCAGUGAGCGUCAAUCUCAACGUUGCUCCUCCUUCUAUAGAGUUUAAAGGUGCACUUGGCCUAAAACCAAAGGAUUCCCAUUUUAGUUUAGAAGAAAUUGACAUAGUCGACGUUUUUCAUUGCGAUGGUUUGUUGUUGUGCACCACGAAAGAUUAUAGACUCGUGGUUUGGAAUCCAUGUUUGGGAGUUACCAAGUGGAUCCAAUGCAAAAUUGUUUACAAGUUUAUUUCUAGGUUUACUCUGGGAUAUAUCCUAAACAACAAAUCUUGGCGUAGCUACAAAAUCUUGAGGUGGUGGAGUUUUUCCAGUGGCCCAAAGUUUGAAAUAUAUGAGUUUGGCUCUGACUCAUGGAGGGUUCUUAAUGACGUUGUUCUUGAUUGCGACAUACAAUAUUGCGGUUAUAGUAGCGGUGCAUCGUCUUUGAUAGGAAACACUUACUGGGUUGCAACUGAUAACAAAGAAGGUUAUGCAUUCGUACUCAGUUUUGAUUUUACAGCAGAAAGAUUUAAACGUCUGCGUCUUCCGCUAUUUCAGAAUGAUAUUGGCCAAGUGACUCUAUCAGUUGGUAGAGAAGAACAGCUUUCGGCAUUAAAUCGGAGUUAUACAUUUUCAAAGAUAGAGAUGUGGGUAACCAACAAAAUUGAUAUUGAUUCAGAGUUGUUGUGGAGCAAAUCCUUUAUAGUGGAUUUACCUAGGAAAUACUCUCUUAAGGUUCCCACCACAUAUUUGAUACGAUUACGAACUACUUGCAAACGAUGGAACGCUUUGUUCAGAGACCGAGGAUUCACCCAGAAGCACUUUCGCAAAUCUGUUGCAAAGGACUCUAUGGUUCUCAUGUUGAAGGAACAUAGGGUUUGUCCAGUGAGCCUCAAUCUCAACGCUGUUACACCAUCUAUAGAGUUUAAAGGUGCACUUUGCCUAAACGGUUCCCAUUCGAAUUCAGGACAAGUCGAUAUAGUCCGAGUUUCCCACAGUGGCGGUUUGUUGUUAUGCACAACCAAGGACGAUCGACUCGUAGUUUGGAAUCCGUGUCUAGGAGAAACCAGGUGGAUCCCAUUCAAAGAUGAUUACAAGAGAUACGGCACCAAUUUCACUCUAGGAUAUAUCCAAAACAACGAAUCUUGUCGUAGAUACAAAAUCUUGUGCACUUCUAAAACACGAUACGGAAGAGUCUCGGGGUUUCAAAUUUUGAUAUAUAAAGACAAUGUCGUUUGA
Messenger RNA from Camelina sativa (false flax), 1407 nucleotides. NCBI's taxonomy places the organism in Eukaryota, Viridiplantae, Streptophyta, Magnoliopsida, Brassicales, Brassicaceae. The record is from RefSeq and is a predicted model, not a curated record.